Messenger RNA from Rotaria sp. Silwood1, 762 nucleotides. Lineage: Eukaryota; Metazoa; Rotifera; Eurotatoria; Philodinida; Philodinidae. The record is from the annotation of a GenBank genome assembly.
AUGAAAGCUCAUCUUCAGCAAGUUACUAGCCCCAUUUCAGUUUCAUUCGUCAUACAACCAGAUAAAACGAAUAUUUAUGAAGAGUUUCAGAAACGCAUUCAUUUAUUGCAUUCAAAUGGUAUAUCGACAACUGUUGAAAAAGGAACGAUUGUUAUUGAGAAAGGAAAUAUAACAAAACAAAAGGUUGAUAUUAUUAUUGGUAGCUCAUCAUCGGAUGCCUUAAGACAAGGAAUAAUGAAGGCAGCAGAGAGUAACAUUAACACAGCAUAUGAGGCUGAACAAACACGUAGUCCGAAUUCAAUAUUUAUUUCACUUGAACCUGAUAAUCCCAACUGGAAUGGAACUUGGCGUGGUUCGCUAACAAACUACCCAAUGAGACCCGGAUCUUCUGCUGUAGAUGUGUUAAUGGAAAUAGGGUCAUACCCAACUAGUGACAACACUUGUACGGUGUGGCGUAACACGUAUUUACAAGGCGAAGAAGUUCAAGCAGUAAAAGACUAUCGUCUGUGUCGUGGCCAAGGUGCUGAUGAUCUUGUUAUUGAUGAAGGUAAUGACGUUAAACUUGAGACACGAUGGAUUGGUGAUGUACUCGUUACGCCAUUCAAAUAUGACAAUUUACUUUUGAUCUCUAGUACACGAUUACGCGGAGAUAUUCUCGAAGAAGAAAUCGUGAUUAUUGAUGACAAACCUGCAAUAAAAGGAGUACAGUCAGUGCAUACACGUGCUAUCCAACGCAUUGAAUUGAAGCGUGUUAAAUCAUAA